Fusarium redolens is the source of this 628-nucleotide messenger RNA. RefSeq lists its product as uncharacterized. The record is from RefSeq and is a predicted model, not a curated record. The transcript is spliced from 3 exons. Bases 152 to 559 code for a protein of 135 amino acids. NCBI's taxonomy places the organism in Eukaryota, Fungi, Ascomycota, Sordariomycetes, Hypocreales, Nectriaceae.
GCUGGAAUCAAGCAACCGACCUCACGUCUAUAAAUAGGACCCUCCUCAUCACAUCGAGCACUCUGCUACAUGUUUCAUUGAGCAGACAAUCCUCGCGCCCUCCCUAGGUCCUAGGUCAACAGUAAGAUGCCAAGCUCUAAGUUGAAAUGCCAUGUGUGUCACUAUUCAUCAUUGGUGCUUCCCUACCACUAACCAGCAGCUCUCUUCCUCAUCGAACCCAGAUCCCCUAGCUAAUGUGCAAGAAAUUUACUCACUGAUGGCGGGAACUGGCACAUAUCUAUAUAGCCCUCAGCAUUAUUCCCAACUACAGACACCGCAUGAUCUGAAAACAAAUGCAGGACUCUGUGUUGGUACGGAAUUCACGAAUUCUAUAUCUCGGCCAGCCCAUCCCUUGCCCGAUGGAGAUCAAGAAAAGAAGGUGGAGGAAGAUAUUUUUCGAAGGGACAAAGUGCAGCAGUUUAUGGAACUCAGUGUCAGAUGGGACCAGUUUAUGGAUAGUAUCCCUGAGGAGCAAAGGAGCAUUCUCUUUCGAGAUGUAAAGAAAUACUUCACCGCCUAAGCCAGGAUUCUGGAUAUACCAUAGUACAGCCGAAUGAAUGCCAAGGAUGGGGUCAGUGUUAGAGUGGUG